Molecule: messenger RNA, 2319 nt
Organism: Rotaria sp. Silwood1
Lineage: Eukaryota; Metazoa; Rotifera; Eurotatoria; Philodinida; Philodinidae
Source: the annotation of a GenBank genome assembly
AUGAUUGACAAUAUUAAUAAAUUAUCGAAAAAUCUUGAUGCAAAUAAACAGCAGCAACAACAACAACAACAACAACAGCAAACAGCAGCAUCAAUUGUUAAUUUAACUGAUGAUGAUGUUGUUAAAAUUUGGGAUGCAGUGUCAGCUUAUAUUGAAUCUUAUAUGAAACAAUCAAAAGGUGUCACGAUACCAGGCUUUGGUACAUUUACUUUUAUACAUAAACGUAUUGAUGUAGGAAAUAAUAAAUAUUUAUUAAUUCAACGACCUGUUUUUGCUUUUUCGGAAAAAUUUGCCCAAACUCAUUCAUUAAAAUUUACUCAUUAUCCUGUUAAUGGUUCAAUACCAGUACAUCCAUUAAAUUAUUUCUAUAUUCAAACACAAUCAACAUAUACACGUGAUCAAAUUGAACAAUGUGUUAAACAUGUUCUACAAGUAUUUAAUCGUUCUGUAGCUGCACAACGAAAUGUUGAAUUUACAUUUUCACGUAUUGGAAAAUUACAAAUCCGAGAUGGAAAAGUUAAAAUGAGAUUUUUUAAAGACUUUGUUAAUGCUGUUGAUGGUAAUGGUGGAAAUGGAGCAAAAUAUCUUUUUGAUAAUACGUGCAAUAGGCCACAAACAUGUGAUUCAGUUAUGUCUGAACGAGAAGCAGCAAGACCACCAACAGCUUCGAAUGUUGUUCUUCCACGACUUAAUAGUCGAAUUGGUAAUCCAGCGAUGCAAGCUAUUCCAGAAGAAGAUCAUGGUAAUGAUGAACAACAAACUCAUCGUGGAACAACAUCUAUCAAACGAACACAACAACGAGGUAAUCUUAGUCCAUGUAAGAACGAUUUAAGUCGUUCAGGUUCGCGAGGUGUUGAUUUACGAUUACCACCUCUUGUUGAAACACCUAGAGAACCAACCGUUUCUGUGACAACAACUACGCAACCACCAACAAACGUAGUAACAACAGUAGGAGUAACAAGUUCACAAGAUGGAGUUAUGCCUAUAGCAUCACUUUUUUCAUCAUUGGAUCUUGGUCAACCAUCUACAACAGCAAAACGAACAGCAACACCUGUUAUUCCAAUGAGACGAAUUGCUUCUUGUUAUCAAAAUGAACAAGAUAAAGAAUUAACAGCAACCAUUAACCAAACCAAUGGUGUAGUUAUUCGAGCAACUAAUGAAAAUAGUGCAGCAUUAGGUUUUUCACGUCCAACAACUGAUCGUAGUGUACGUGAUCGUAUAUCAUCAUCAUUAAAUGUUUAUCCUCAACAAUAUCAACAAAUGAAUUCUCCAACAGCAUCAAAACCAACAACAACAUGUGGACAUCAUGGUGCUGGUCAAGAACUUUGUUAUUUAUGUCAUCAACGUGCUAAACGUAAUAUACCUAUUUAUUUACAUGAAGAAAAACGUAUUCGUGAAGCUGAAGAAGCAAAAUUACUUGAACAAUAUCAACAUGAUCGAGAUCUUGAUGAACAAAACAAACGAGAAAUGGCUAUGAAAGCUGAUCGUGAAGAAAAACAAAGAAUAGCUGCUUAUAAUUUGGGUAUUGCUGAGGCGACACGAGUCAAAAAAAUGGAACGACCAAAAACGAGUGAUGUUCCGCGUUCAUUUGUAUUUCGAAAACGUGCACAAACUCCUCCAACCUAUAUUCGUCAACAAGAUUUAGCUAAACAAUUAGAUGCACAAAUAAAAUGGAAACAUGAUGAAGAACAUGCUGAAAAACAAGAUAAAAAUUUUGUUGAACGUUUAGAACAAAUACAAUUAGCUGAAGCAUUGGCACAAGAACGAGAAGCAUAUCUGAGAAAUAAACGUCUUCAUCAAGAAGAAAUGAAAAAUGCUUUAGAUAAUCAAGUUCGAAAUAAGCCAAGUGGAAUUCCUUCAGCCGAAAUUGCUACACCUUAUUUUGGUGUCAAUGAUAUGUCAACAGAGAAAUUACAAGAACGUCGUUUACACGCAAUGGAAAUCUUUCGACAACAAAAAGAAGUUGUUGAACAACGACAACGACAACAAUUACUUAAACAAAUGCGUGAACAAGAAUAUGAAUCACGUGCAUUAGAUGCUAUGAAACAAGACUUUUUAGCUGACCGUCGUGAACGAUUUCGUCGUGGAUUUACAAUACGCAAAGAUCUUGAAACAGAUUGGUCAAAUGCUAUGGAUACAAAACAUCAGCGUGAUCAAGAUGAAAGAGCACAUGUAUAUGCAGCACAAGGUGUUCUUGUACAUGAACAAUGUGAUCAAUAUAAACGUUGUGCUCAAUGUCAACGUAAUUUAAAUAAUUGUGGUACAUCAAAUAUAUGGAAAGAUACACGAUAUAUACCUGGAACACGUAUCAUGGUUUAA